GCCGUGCGCUUCCCCUCGUGGAAAUUCCCCGACAAGGUGUCCUGCGAGCUGGACAUCGCCGUGCUGCUGCAGCGCUACCGGCACAGCGACAGCGAGCCCGAGUUCAGCCAGCACGCACACGUGGUGCUGCUGGAGCUGCUCAUUGACAGGUGA
This is a messenger RNA of Zonotrichia albicollis (white-throated sparrow), 153 nucleotides long. Lineage: Eukaryota; Metazoa; Chordata; Aves; Passeriformes; Passerellidae. The record is from RefSeq and is a predicted model, not a curated record.